Messenger RNA from Musca vetustissima, 983 nucleotides. RefSeq names its product ras-related protein Rab-26 (gene Rab26). The record is from RefSeq and is a predicted model, not a curated record. Gene Ontology annotation, cellular component: Golgi apparatus; endosome. Gene Ontology annotation, molecular function: GTPase activity; GTP binding. Lineage: Eukaryota; Metazoa; Arthropoda; Insecta; Diptera; Muscidae. The coding region runs from base 1 to 966 and encodes 321 amino acids. The transcript is spliced from 6 exons.
AUGUCACAAAUACCCGAUGAUGCCAGCAGCAUGAGCGAUGAUGUCUUCGAAGAUCCGGAGACGACACAGAGACGUGUGGAGGAGGCCAGGCGACGCAAAGAACAAGAACAGCAACAGUAUAGCAGCUAUAGCCGCGGUUCCGGCUACUAUGGUGAUGGGGCAUUGGCCUCAUCGGAAUAUUGUCGCUCUCAGGCACCCUCGGGCUAUCCGGGCUAUCGACCACCCCGUGAGGCACUACAAAUGUACGCUCUGGAAGAUGCUGGCUAUACAAUAGAAGAUUACGACGAUGGCUGGCGUUCAUAUCAUUACGAUGAGGUGGGCAUGUUUCAGCAGCCGGUACAUCAUCAGCCACCCUUUGAUGAUACCGUGAAUCAUAAGACUAUUCUGCUGGGGGACUCUGGCGUGGGAAAAACAUCAUUCCUCGUUAAAUACAACACUGGUGAAUUUCGUUUGGGUUCGUUUUCGGCCACAGUGGGUAUUGCCUUAACGAAUAAAGUGGUGGUUGUGGAUGGAACCCGAGUGAAAUUGCAAAUUUGGGAUACCGCCGGUCAGGAACGUUUUCGCAGUGUCACUCAUGCUUAUUACCGAGAUGCUCAUGCUUUACUGCUACUCUACGAUGUUACCAAUAAAACAACCUAUGACAACAUCAGAGCCUGGCUAUGUGAAAUACGAGAUUGUGCCCAAGAAGAUGUGGUUAUUGUACUGAUUGGCAACAAGGCUGAUUGCAGCAGCAGUGAUCGACAAGUGAAGCGUGAAGAUGGUGAACGUUUGGCACGUGAACACAAUGUACCCUUUAUGGAGACAUCGGCCAAAACGGGUUUGAAUGUGGAAUUGGCAUUUCAAACUGUUGCCAGACAACUAAAAAGUCGUGGCUACGACCAAGGCGAUGCGGGAAAAUUCAAUGUACACGAUUUUGUUCGAGAUAAUACCAAGGCAAAAAGUAUAUGCGCUCAGUGUACUUUUUAAACGAUUCCAUGGAAUUU